This is a messenger RNA of Aureobasidium subglaciale EXF-2481, 1336 nucleotides long. RefSeq lists its product as uncharacterized. The transcript has 3 exons. The record is from RefSeq and is a predicted model, not a curated record. NCBI's taxonomy places the organism in Eukaryota, Fungi, Ascomycota, Dothideomycetes, Dothideales, Saccotheciaceae. Bases 306 to 1148 code for a protein of 280 amino acids.
CAGGGUCUGUCGAGGCUGAACAAAGCCCUCGGAGGCCUGACGUAUGAGAAGGCUCAAGCGACCCGACACAAUACAUUGUUAUCCCGAGUGAAGCGAUGCACGGAUAUCUGAUGCAUUGUUGACUUGGCUAGACAAUGGAGUCAACGGCCGACACGAGAUACGAUGGUCACAGGGUGAGAGAUGGGUAGGUACGAGUGAGGGUGGUGGAGUGACAGUGAGUCGAGGUGAGGUGAGCGGGGCAGCUUUUGGCAGCAGCGGUCAAGCAACAAAGUCAUGCAUAUGAAGAAGGCGCCUGAAAUAAAAACAUGGCUCCAGAUCUCAACUCGCUCCCUCCAUCACCAACCCUAGGACGCACGCCAGACACCAUGACUGCCGCCGAGAACCAGCCGUCGCCGCAUUCGCCGUCGCUUUCGUCGCUCCAAGCAGCUGCAGCCAUCAAUGCCGGCAUGCGCAACUCGCACUCUCCACGCGCCAGCGCCACCCAGCGCAGACGAUCCAGUCUAAUGACCAACCUGCAUCUGAACGAUGCCCAAAUGCCUGGUCCUGGAGAGAUGCAAGACUCACAUCACCACCGCGCCCCUAGCCUGGGCCAGAUGCACCAAGAGCUGGAGAACGAACAAGAGGCCCAAGUCAAUAGACUGCUGCAAAUGAUCCGAGCACAACAAGACCAGAUCGACGAACUGCACGCCGAUCAGCCUGCCACUGCCACUGCCACUGCUGGCACCCCCUCGGACUCCGACACCAGGCCGCGCACUCUGUCAAGCUCGAGCAGACAUCAACCGCUGCCUCAGCGUCCCGUUUCGUUAUCGCGACACUCUUCGCAAGCCGUAUCCGUCACCAGUGGCCCCCGAAGCAGCAGCAGAUCUCCCGCCCUGCGUCCCGUCGUCUCACCACACGACCCGAUGCGCGAGGACUGGCUGCUUGGUGCAAACCGCGACGAGAGUGCCUUCUACCAAGCAGAGACGCAGAUGCUGACGCGCGAGAACCAAAUGCUCAAGGCCCGUAUUCGCGAACUUGAGCGCCAGCUGGCCCAUCCCGACCCAUCACCUACUCAUCACCAACCACCCGCAUCUCACAGUCCCGCUGUCAUCUCUCCUCUGACAAGCCCUCCGGUCAUCUCCGAGCCCACUCGGCAACAACCUUCAUGAUCUCCUUCGCCGUCUGACGUGUCACGAUUCGCAUCUCAUCUCAAGCAGGAAAAUGGCGUUAUCAAGGAGAUUCUCGGCCUAGGUACACCACGCCCGACUAUUGCUUCCAUAUACUCUUCUUUGACGUUUUCGAAUUCCGUCAUCAUCUUCUCGAACCUUCCCACAGGUGGUCGAGCAAUACAACGACG